This is a messenger RNA of Trypanosoma grayi, 3102 nucleotides long. RefSeq names its product U3 small nucleolar RNA-associated protein 14. The record is from RefSeq and is a predicted model, not a curated record. Gene Ontology annotation, cellular component: small-subunit processome; nucleolus. NCBI's taxonomy places the organism in Eukaryota, Euglenozoa, Kinetoplastea, Trypanosomatida, Trypanosomatidae. The transcript has a single exon. The coding region runs from base 1 to 3102 and encodes 1033 amino acids. Gene Ontology annotation, biological process: rRNA processing.
AUGGUUCGGCGCAGCGACAGGGCCGCCGGUGAGACGGGGCGGAAGAAAAAGGCAGAGGGCGGACGAGGCCGUUUGCGCCGCCGCCACAACAGCAACGACGACGAGGAGGGCAUGCUGGAGACGCAGCAGCCGGGCAAGUUGUCGCUCAGCAACCCGCUGAUUCCGCCGGACCUUGACGAAGACAUCGACGACGACCUCGCCUUCAACAGCGACGAUGAGGAGAAAUAUGGCCAUUUCUUCCAGAAGAAGUCAAAGCCUGACACCGGUGCUGCUGUGAAGUCGAAGAAAAAGAAGAAGGGCACGUCGAAGCGGGACGCGGAGGGGUUCGACGAUACGGAAGAGGCGCUGGUGCUGCAGCAACUCCGCGCGCUUGGUGAGAUUGACGACGCCAGCGACCUGGAUUUCCACGAAAGGGACGAUCGCGGCGAUGACGAUGAUGAGUACGUCGACCUCGCCGACAUGUUUGACGCGGCCCAGCAGCAGGAAGGAGGGGAGGGAGAUGGCGGCAGCAGUAGCAAGAAGAAGAGCGGCACCAAAAAGAAAAAAAAGGUUGACGAGGACGGCGUGGCGAAGAAGCGGCGCCGCGCCCGCGUCACGGAGGAAGCGGAGUCCCUCUAUGGCCCAACCGCUGUCGAGGGAUCGUACAGCAGCGCACUGCAGCAGAUCGUCGCCACGUCCCCGGCGACGCCAGCGCAAGCGCGCCUGCAGCAGACCCUCGCCAAUAAGCGCAACCUCAUCAGCGUUGACGUGGAUGAACACACAAAGGAAAAGAUGGUGCGCAACGAGGUGCGGGAUGUCGUUGCGGCUGACCUCGCCAAAUACAACACGUUCCUGCGUGAGCAGCGCGAGGCACGGCACGUGCAACUGCCAAUGCCGAUGCCGGAGAGCAACCCAGUACCGUCCACACUCGGCGCCAUCGCCGCGGCGGCGGAGUCCCGCUUUGCCCCCCACGCUGACGCAGAGACCGACGCAACAGCAGCAGCGGGGAUAAGCGGCAACGCGACGCGUGCGUCUGCUUUCCGCCUCGCGAACAGAAUGAACGCGCUGCUUUCCGGUGCCGGACUCUCGCGACCGCAGCUCCGUGAGGCGGCUGUAGAGGACGGUGUUGUCCCGCUCGGCGACGACGACGAUGAUGGCGCGGGUGCAGCAGCAACGCAGCAUUCCGACGGCGCUGAGGUGCCGGCGAAGAGUUACAUGGCAAAGCUGAAGGCGAUGCUGUCGUACGAGAACGCACGCCGCCGCCGUCUCAACCGCAUCAAGAGCAAAACAUACCGGCGUAUUCUCCGCAAAGAGAAGGAGCGCGAUAAGGAGCGGCGCGAGAAGGCAUUCGAGUUGCUCCACCCCGAGAAGGCACGUGCGCGGCUGGCGGAGAAACUCAUGAAGGCACGUGUUGAGGAGCGGGUGACGCAGAAGCACAAGAACACGAGCAAAUGGGUGCGCCAUGCGAAGCGCUUCGCGCAGUUCGACGGCAGCACGAAGGACGCCAUUGACGAGCAGCACCUGCUGCACCAGAAGCUUAUGCAGAAGAUGGAGGAGGAUGCUGACGAGGAUGAAUACCUUAACGCCGGUGGAAACGGCCGCGCCGACAGCGAGGCGGCGUCGAGCGAAGAGGAGCGCGUCGUUGACUACCUCAUUGCCGAAGCAUCCGGUAAGUCCAAUCAGCAGCAGGAUGCGGAUUCUGGCGAGAAGGGGGUUGGCAAGAAGAAAGCCACCUCCGUGCUCUGGCGCAGCAUUGACGAUGAAGAGGAUGAAGAGGGAGACGCCGCGGCCCGGCGCAUGACGCCGACAGAGAAGGCGCGUGUGGACCUGCGGAGUAUGAAGUUCAUGCAGCAAGCCAGAGAGCGUGAGGAAAAGCGCUACGCAGAUGUGCUGGAGCAGCUGCAGGAGGAUAUUCGCCGCGAUAUGCGCGGAGAGGCAGUUGACGGUGACGCGGAGCCACUGGACCUCAACGACGGCAAAGCCAAGGUGACAUCCACGAAAACAAAAAAAGGAUUGCCCACGCCAGCGACGGCUAUUGUCGGCCGCAAAGCGUUCACGCAACAGCAUGACGGGAAAAAAGGGGACGAGAGUCUGGAGAGCAUUCGGCUGAAAGGCCAGUUCGGUAUUGAUGCACAGGCGGAGGCAGCAAAGGACAGUGAUGACAGCGGCAAUGUGCGCGAGGAAGAGGAGGAGGAGGACAUCGACGACCUCUCAAUCAAGGACGGCGACAGCAGUAGCAGCAACAACGGCGACGCUGGUGACGAAAGGAAGAUGAAGUCUGCGGGCUCCAUCCGAAAGUCUACAAAACGGCAGCGCGGUGCCAAGGAGGAAUUUGCCGGUAGCCGAAGGCCAAAGAUCCCCACUGCUGGCUCACUUGGCGAUAGCAGCAGCGAUACCGCUCCCUCUUCGGCGCGUAAAAAGGCGAGCAGCACGCGAGUUACUAUUCUGCCGAUCGGUACAAAGCGGUCACGCGGUGACGGUGGUGCUGAAGAUGCAGCAGUAAGUGCCACUGACGUGACUGGCAAGAAGCGGGAGAGGCAGGAAGAGCAGCAGCUGCCGAAUGACGACGGCGAGGCAACGCUCCAGCAGCAGCAGGAGUACCUCGUCGCACGAGCUUUUGCCAGCGACGAGGUGGACGCUGACUUCCUUGCGGAGAAGGCGGCGCAAGUGGAGGCCAUCAUGAAGCCGGCUGAUAAGAACGCAUCGCUGCCCGGCUGGGGCGAGUGGGGUGGCGCCGACGCGCGUCUCAACACCCGCCAUCAGGCCAAGGUGCAAGCGGCGGAGCUGCAGCGGCAGAUUGAGAAGACGGCGCUGCUUAAGAGCCGUGCCGAUGCGGCACUCGAUCACGUCAUCAUCAACCACGACGGUGUGGAGUUGGUGCCGGACCGCAUGCUUCUGCAUAUGAUUCCGAGACCCUUCAGUAACCCGGCGGAGUUCGCGCGGUCGAUGCGGCACCCGCACGGGCCGGAGUGGAACUCGGCGCUCUCGUUCAAGGAGGCUAACCAGCCGCGAGUGGAGGUGCGCCAGGGCCACGCGGUGUUACCGCUUGAUCUCUCGCUCCGCGGUAGGAAGAAGGUGGCGAAGACAAAAAGGCGCAAGACGGCAGCAGCAGCAGCAGCGUAG